AUGGUAGAAUGGUAUGUCCUGAAGUAUGUCUCACAAUAUGUCAUUCUGGUGUGCUGCUUUGUAAACGCAGAUGAACUGGAUAUGGCCCAUGGCUGCCCUUCUCUGCCCAGCCGCUCAGCUUCCUUCCGCCGCCGCGCCGCCUCUCCCGCUACGCCGUUCCCCUCCAAGCGGCACCAAGGAGGUGUAUCGCCAGUCCCGCUCGCGUCCCCAGUCGCUCCUCCUCCGCAGCCGCGGGCCCUCGCCGCGGCAUCCUACGGCUACGGCGGCGACCUGCUCAGGCCCAUCGACACGCAGACGAUCAUCAUAGCCGCCGUCAUAUCCGCGGUCUCCCUCUCCCUCGUACUCGGCCUCAAGGGGGACCCGGUGCCGUGCGACCGGUGUGCUGGAAAUGGGGGCACGAAGUGUGUGUUCUGCAACGAUGGAAAAAUGAAGGUGGAGAAUGGGGUCGCCGAGUGCCGUGUCUGCAGAGGAGCAGGGUUGAUACUCUGCAAGUAGUGUGCUGGUUCUGGAUACUCUAAGCGGUUGUAGCGGGGCGGAGCUCCAGUUAGCUGACAUUCUGUGCUGUUUUACAUCCGAAGGACCGGACAUUGUACAGAUAUAAAAAUAAACCCCUCUCUGUCAGCAAAUAUGUUCAGGUAGAGAGGAAUUCGAUUAUUCGAAAGGGGGCUCAUUUACGGCCUGCGGACAUAUUACCAGUUGCAGUUCAGCGAUGAUGCGCUUCUCUUUGUGAUCAAA
This is a messenger RNA of Panicum virgatum (switchgrass), 735 nucleotides long. RefSeq names its product protein BUNDLE SHEATH DEFECTIVE 2, chloroplastic-like. The coding region runs from base 1 to 495 and encodes 164 amino acids. Lineage: Eukaryota; Viridiplantae; Streptophyta; Magnoliopsida; Poales; Poaceae. The record is from RefSeq and is a predicted model, not a curated record. The transcript has 6 exons.